Molecule: messenger RNA, 2249 nt
Organism: Anopheles coustani
Lineage: Eukaryota; Metazoa; Arthropoda; Insecta; Diptera; Culicidae
Exons: 9
Coding region: 14-1078 (354 amino acids)
Biological process (GO): signal transduction
Cellular component (GO): cytoplasm
Source: RefSeq, a predicted model, not a curated record
UUUCGCGCGGCGCAUGGAAAGCGUUAUGGAAAAGCGCUAUGCAGUUAAUACGGAGAAGAGUGGUGAAAUCAUCGUCACAGUGCAGGGCGAUCUUUCACAGCAGGAAAAGCGGGCCGUCUUCCUCACCGUGCACGAUCUGGGAACCAACCAUUCUUCGUUCGAGGAGUUCGUCAACAGUGCGUGUAUGAUUGAAAUCAAAGAACGGUCGUGCUUCAUCCACAUCGAUGUGCCCGGCCAUGCGGAUAAUGCUCCCAAUUUGGCAGACUCGUUCCAGUUUCCGUCGCUGCAACUGCUCGGCGAGGAGCUGAUCACGGUGCUGGACUUCCUGCACGUGAAGUACGUGAUCGGGCUGGGCGAGGGGGCGGGCGCGAACGUGCUGGCCCGCUUCGGCCUUGCCCACCCGUCCCGCUGCCUCGGGCUGAUCCUGAUCAACGUCACCGGCUCGGCCGCGUCCGUGCUGGACGUGUUCAAGACCAAGUUCAUCUCGUGGAAGGGCGACGAGGUGGGCCAGUCGGCCGAGGACUUCCUGCUGUAUCACAAAUUUGGCUACGUCUUCUCAGAGCAACUCGUUGGCGAUAAUCCGGACAAGGAAAAGAUCGUAUCCGAGUUCCAGAGCCGCCUGCACAGCUCGCUGAACAACAAAAAUCUCAAGCAAUAUGUUAAAGCAUUUAUGUCGCGCAAAGAUCUGCCACUGAAGAACUGCAAGGUCGAUUUGCUGCUGAUCACCGGCAUCAUGAGCCCGUACGCCAGCGUCGUCGAGAAGCUGUACAAGGAUCUGAACAAGGAGAAGGUCACGCUGCUGAAGGUGGAACGUGCCGGGGACGUAUUGGCGGAUGCGCCAGCCAAGGUGGCCCAAUCGAUCCUGCUGUUCUGCAAGGGCCAGGGUCUGCUGACGUCGGUGGCCAUGCCCGGUGUUGACCGUAACCGCGCGUUUUCCACCAGCUCCGGCGGCUCGGCCGAGGGGCCCACCGGUGCGAGGCGUUUGUCGCGUGGCAUGUCGAUGGAGGACUACGACAAGCCGAACAUCCGGCGACUCAGUGUCACGAUCAACGAGCAGCUUCCACCGAUCAAGAAGUAGAUUAUCCAAGCGGGCGAAAGACGCGAAGGAGGCGAAUGUUAAGGUGUCUCAUUUUAUAUGGCCACUCGUUGCGAUUUUCACCGUGGGCGUUUAAAAAGGAACACGCGCAUACCGAAGAAUGAAGAAAACGCUUUGUCAUAUAUACCGAUAUGUAGAAAAAUACAAUGUAUCACAUUCGCUAAUCGUUAGAAUUUUCUAUACCACACACACACAUACACACACAAACAAAAUCGACCAUUUUAAGACAGAUACCAAACAAAACCAAAUGUCUACUUCCUAAAAAAGAUAAAAAAAACAGAGGGCGGCUUGUGUGACGACGUACAUACAGAUAUCGAUAUUAAACCUGGCAAUAUUUUAAACCACACUUCUAGUACCCCUGGUACAUACACAAAUACACACACACACACACACACACACACACACGAACCGAGCAAUGAUAACGGACCUGUAUAACCUCAGAGUGUUAAGCAAACCAUCACCUAAAUGUGACCUUUUUUUCUAAACAAACCAACAUGAAAGUGAAACAAAGUAAUACAAACAUCUACUGUUUACAGUGCACAAUUUCGGUAGCUACGGCAAGAGGUGGAGCAGAACAUAAAUGCACUUAGAGAGCUUUUUUCAGCCACGGUAUGUGACGGUAUUUUAGGAGGGAACUGAAGAUAAUCCACUCCAUCUCCAGGGCAUUGUUGAGCGAUCAGUUUCAUAGCGAUGAUGUGUAUGAUUUCUAGAGCCUAUAUAUACACGCAACUAAAUCUAAAGCAGAAGUAUAUACAAAACUAUUUAAAAAUGCUACUCUAACGUAACAAUUAGCGAAGCGGAAGCGAGGAGAAUGAGAAGAAGAAGAAGAAGAAGAAGAAGAAGAAGAAGAAGAAAAAACAUAAACACAAGUAAAAUAAUCACACGUAUAGUGAGUAACACGCUGAUAACAUCCUUCGAAUGUUAGACAUUACAUAACGAAACAAAGAACAUUAAACUAAAUAUAAAAAAUAUAUAUAUACACAAAACUAUAUUUUAACUCUUUUUAGAUGAAUGUAAGAAGCCGUGCGGAAGUAUCCUGAGUGACAAAAGCAUCUUGAAAAAAAAAACACUCAAACUCAGAACAAGACCGCGACGUUUUCAAAACUUUCUUCUACCCACCAAAUGGUUUAACUGGUUUAAAACCAUUGAGAAG